Messenger RNA from Caenorhabditis elegans, 1224 nucleotides. The record is from the annotation of a RefSeq genome assembly. NCBI's taxonomy places the organism in Eukaryota, Metazoa, Nematoda, Chromadorea, Rhabditida, Rhabditidae.
AUGAACAAUGUAGAACCGAUGUUGUGUCUUAUCGGGUGGUUUUUGCUAUAUGGUUCACUAUUGAGUGAUAUUGUGCAGUCCUAACGGUAUAGGACAUCACUUGAAGAAGCAACUCCUAUUCAAAACUAUCGCCACCAACUGCAUCAACAACAAGCAACAACAGCACGACGAAGACGGAAAGGAAGAGGACGACGACGAGGAGAUUUCAUAAUGGAACGAACGACGACGGAAGGAAGAAACCGGUGGCGAUGGUCUGGAGUUGAAUUGGAUCGAGAUCACACUCACAAGAUCUCGAACCACAAUGGAUCGAGAUGGAACGAUGGACUCGAAUGGAACAAUCGGGAUCAGCGGACAGGAUGGAUCGAGAUGGCGGAUGGACGACGACGACGACGACGACGUCGAGGACGACGUCGACGACGAAGGAUGGAUCGGGAUGGAUCGGGAUGGAUCGGGAUUGAUCGGGAUGGCUCGGGAUGGAUCGAGGUGGAUCGGGAUGGAUCGGGAUGGAUCGAGGUGGAUCGGGAUGGAUCGGGAGGGAUUGGGAUGAAUCGGGAGAAGGCGACGACGACGACGACAACGACGACGACGACAACGAAGGAUCGGGAUGAAUGGAGGCAAUCCGAAAGUUCGGAAAACGAUCGCCGACGAGAGCGACGAUGAACGAUCGGGAUGGAUGGAUCGGGAGGAUCGGAAUGUAUGAAAGGAUCGGGACGAAACAACGAUGGGAAUGGGAAAUCCGAAAGAUCGGAAAACGAUCGCCGACGAGAGCGACGAUGAACGAUCGGGAUGGAUGGAUCGGGAGGAUCGGAAUGUAUGAAAGGAUCGGGACGAAACAACGAUGGGAAUGGGAAAUUGGCAUUACGGCAGAUUCUAUAAAUUGGCAUUACGGCAGAUUCUAUAAAUUUGCAUUACGGCAGAUUCUAAAAAUUGGCAUUACGGCAGAUUCUAUAAAAUUGGCAUUACGGCAGAUUCUAUAAAUUGGCAUUACGGCAGAUUCUAAAAAUUGGCAUUACGGCAGAUUCUAAAAAUUGGCAUUACGGCAGAUUCUAUAAAUUGGCAUUACGGCAGAUUCUAUAAAUUUGCAUUACGGCAGAUUCUAAAAAUUGGCAUUACGGCAGAUUCUAAAAAUUGGCAUUACGGCAGAUUCUAUAAAUUUGCAUUACGGCAGAUUCUAAAAAUUGGCAUUACGGCAGAUUCUAUAAAUUUGCAUUACGGCAGAUUCUA